CAAGUGAUCAAUCAGCAUGAAAUCGGUAACACAGUUGGUGAUCGUCCUGAACCUGCUAGGAUGUCUGGUGCAUUCAUUUACCUUGAAGGAGAAUGAUUUACAGAUGUACAUGAGAAUCCGUAACAUAUGCUUAUCGGAGAUUCCGAUCGACGUGAAGCUUAUCGAAACAAUUGAUGCCGGAGGUCCUUUCCCCAAGGAUAGCGAUUUGAAGUGCUUCUAUCAAUGCAUGUUCGAACGGUUCGGAUUCUUCGAUAAGAACGGCGAUAUUUCGGUGGAAAACGUACGUCCGUUUCUAGCAAAGGAAUUUGAGGGUACGAAUGACAAAGUCAUCUACAAGUGUCUAGCAAAAGCGCCUACGAAGUGUCAAUCAUCUUACCUCAUGCAAAAGUGCAUGCUUUACUAUAUGUACCACAUAUCCGAGCUCUAAAUUGACAAUGAAAAAUUUAGUCUAGCAAAGUAAGAACAUUGUACACAUUAAAAAUAAUAAUUAUUUUAUGCCCAUUUUUAUAACAUUUAUCUGUAUUAUUAUUGAAAUAAAUACGUGAAUAAAUAC
Molecule: messenger RNA, 553 nt
Organism: Nicrophorus vespilloides
Lineage: Eukaryota; Metazoa; Arthropoda; Insecta; Coleoptera; Silphidae
Product: general odorant-binding protein 69a-like
Exons: 2
Coding region: 17-427 (136 amino acids)
Biological process (GO): sensory perception of smell
Molecular function (GO): odorant binding
Source: RefSeq, a predicted model, not a curated record